Molecule: messenger RNA, 1116 nt
Organism: Lottia gigantea (owl limpet)
Lineage: Eukaryota; Metazoa; Mollusca; Gastropoda; Lottiidae
Exons: 10
Biological process (GO): regulation of transcription by RNA polymerase II
Cellular component (GO): nucleus
Molecular function (GO): transcription cis-regulatory region binding
Source: RefSeq, a predicted model, not a curated record
AACGAGCCACCGUACCUUAAUGUAGGUACAGAUGUUAGUGCUAAAUAUAAAGGAGCAUUUUGUGAAGCCAAAGUUAAGAAAGUUAAUCGUUCUGUUAAAGUUAAAGUUAUUUUAAAGGAGUGUCAUAGUUCUAUUAUUGUUACUGAUGAUAAUGUUAAGGGUCAGCUACAAGUAGGUAAUAGUGUGGAGGUGAAACAGCCUAGUAAUGGUCAGGUGGUAGAGGGUGUUAUUAAUAAAUUAACUGAUUCCAGCACUUAUACUGUUGUGUUUGAUGAUGGUGAUGAGGCCACUUUAAGAAGAAGUCAGUUGUGUUUAAAGGGGGAUAAACAUUUUACAGAGAGUGAGACAUUAGAUAAUUUACCCUUGUCUCAUCCUGAACAUUUUGGUACCCCUGUUUUACAGAAGAAAAAUAAAAAAGCUGUUAAUCAAGGAAAUGAAAGUGAAUCAGAAGAAGAGAGUGAUUCUGAUGAAAGUUUACCCAAACGCCAGACAUAUAAACUGAGCAGACAUCAAGAGUUGGUGGGGAAAGUCAUGAUGUAUGAGAAUACUGAAAGACGUAAGGGGACACCACUCUCUGUGCCUGUGAUAAUUGUAAUGCCUGAUGCCCAUGAUACUGAUCUACGUACUAAAGAUCACUUACUAGUUAGAUCUUUUAAAGAUAGCAAAUAUUUUUCUGUAUUAAAGAAAGAAUUAAAAGAAUUCAAUCGUGAUACAGCUGUCAAGUCAGAGAUUCCUGCUUUAAAGAGUGCUAUGGAGAAGGCGUUAAGUUAUUUUGAUAAUAAUGACCUACCUACAUCAUGGAAGAGAGAAGAUUUAUUGGGAUCAGAUGAUGAAAAUGAAGAAGAAGAGUCGUCUGAUGAUGAACAAAAUGAAGAAAAAGACAGAUUUGUAGCUCAACUUUAUAAAUUUAUGGAUGAUAGAGGAACACCUAUUAAUAAAGGACCAUCAGUUGGUGUUUAUGAUUUAAACCUGUACAGAUUGUUUAAAAUUGUUCAGAAUCUAGGUGGUUAUAACAAGGUGACAAAUCAUGAUAAAUGGAGAGUUGUUUAUAAUAAAAUGGGUUUACCAUCUUCUAACUCAGCAUCCAGUCAGAUGAAAAACGCUUAUAAAAAGUAA